Penicillium nucicola is the source of this 3354-nucleotide messenger RNA. Its product is annotated as lipase family protein. The record is from RefSeq and is a predicted model, not a curated record. The transcript has 2 exons. The coding region runs from base 1 to 3354 and encodes 1117 amino acids. Lineage: Eukaryota; Fungi; Ascomycota; Eurotiomycetes; Eurotiales; Aspergillaceae. Gene Ontology annotation, biological process: lipid metabolic process.
AUGAUUGCAGAGAACGAACCCGAGAUCCACCCAACUUCAGGCGCGACGCUACUCCCACGACCAGUGGCAUCGCUGAUAUCCCUAAUCACCCAGUCAACCUCCCUAUCGUUACGCCUUGGAACAUUCUUUGGUGGGGCUGCCAUAGAUGGCGCGCGAGCUACCACUCUCACCAGCCUCGAGCUAAGCCGGGCCCUGGUGGAGGGCAUCCUGACGAGAGCAGGACGCGACGUCGCGAUCCGUAGUGGAGAUGAACAUGGCAGAACCGAGGCUGAGUCUCUGCUUGAGCGGAGUUUGGCAACCCUGCAUUCAACCGUGACUUCGGCUUCGUUUUUCGCGGCCGCAACAUUCCACUUCUCCUCGACAACUUUGGCAUCCGUGGCCAAUCUCUCUCAGGCUCUCUUGUCUACGUUGGAUGCCAUUCUUGGAUCUACGGAAUCAUCCAGGGCUAUUGCUGCUAUUAUCACGCUUAUCAGGCGCGAGUUUAGAUCUGUGGAGCCUGGUGCCAGUGCUGAAAAGAUUGGUGUUGGCGAUCUACUAGUUGGGUCUUUGGGCUUUGCCUUACUACAGCGAUGGGGCAAGAAAAACACCGAAAGACAUCUGCGCCAGAAUGGCGGAGAUGAAAUUGUUUGGGAUGUUGUCAUCCUGGACAACGGUGCCCGAGCAGAUGUGAUCGGGUCCCAUGAACUACAAUUCGCCGACCCCAAGAAUGAAGAGCUAGUACGGCCGGGCAACGCUUCAUUCGUGGUGCCAGAGAACGGCGAUGAAGCAUUUGAUGCAGUCAGGCGGUCCAGCAUGACUGAAGCUUUGAACGGAUCUCGUCUCUCUAUUCCUCUGGAUGGUCAGCAGCAGGUAUCUGAUGAAGACAUCCGCGCUUAUAUCAUGAGCCAGCUUCCUCAGGGUUGCCAUGCAUCUAUCAAAUCGGAAAUUCUGACGGCACGAACCAUCACUGUCGAUAUCUACGAUGACGAUAAUGCAGAGAUUGCAGCACCACCUGGAACAAAAAUGGUGGAGGAAAGAUUUCAUCAUGAUGCUGAUUACGACAAUGUAACAGACGGCCAUCGACGCUGCCCAAAGCAUACAGUGGUAUUCAGGACGGCUUUUAACAAAUCCCAAAGCACUGAGCUACGACCUCAUGGCAGUCCUCCCGGUGCAACUGAGUCCGAUCAUCCAAAACGAUCGGCUGGAAAAGCAUUGCCUAGUCUUCCAUCAAGGUCACAUCAAGAUCGGUCGCGCUCGCAUCCUGACAUCACAAACGGGGGCUUUGAUCAUCAUGUGACAAGUCCUGUCUCGCCGAGCGAAGCUCCCAAGCCUGCAACAGGUCGAGGAUCAUUCAGCAAGUUUGCACAAAAGGUCAAGCCACCUGGUUUUGAGAGGAGCGACACCAAGCGUCCAGUGAAGAAGCCAUCCAUGAAAUCGCCCACAUCCUCCACACUUCCUGUUCCUCGUCUGCCUCCCAGACCGGUAAAGGGAGCCGCAGCUGUCAAGGAGGCGACGGCACGCGAAAUUUCUACCAGGCCCGAUCUCAAGAAGAGACAAACAGAGCCUAUGGACUAUCGACCCGCGACACCUGUCCCUAAUCGGGGCUUAAGGAGGUCACCGCUCCCUAGUUCUCCCCAAAAACAAUCACCCCAGCAAGAAAAUAUCUCUCCGUCACACAAUCCACACGUACAGAGAGGUCUACGAGGGCAUUUCGCAGUGCGUGAGAAAAGUCAGGAAUCUCUUCUCACUCAAACCGAUGCUUUUUUCUCGCGUCGGACUUCAGAUAUGCGGCCUGGUUCACCUGCCACGUCUCGAACUCAUGUUCGCAGUAGCAGCUCCAUGUCCGUGAGUAGGUCCGAGACUGACGGGAGGAUAUCUGCAAAUGACAACCGACCCGGUUCAUCAACUUUGCAUCACAGAAGUCACUCAUACACUCCCAGUCUAUACUCACUGGCGACUGCUGGGUCCGAGACAUCCCUCAUACUUGCCCAUCGGCCUCGUAAAAGUGCCUACGGGGAUACCGAAACCAUUCAGGCGCUUAACCGUGACGGCCUAGUCCCAGGAAUCUUCCCUGAAAGGCAUUUUGUCCAGAACAUCCGACGAUUUUGCCGUUUCUCAUCUGCCUCUUAUGGUUCCAAUGCCCUUAAUAUCAUGGGAAUACCAAGAGGCACAAAGACUCUACCAGCAGCCAGGUCAGACACCCACGAGCACAGCGCGUUCUCGGACCACGCCGGUCUUCCACCCUCAACAAUCCUCCUUUCUUCCUUCGUCGAUCCGGCUGGUGGUUCCAACGCAGCCGGCGAGACAGAAACAGGAUUUCCACUUGUCCACUACCUCUCCAUUGAUCAUGACUCCAAGGCCGUGGUCCUGACCCUCAGAGGAACAUGGGGGUUUGAGGACAUUCUAACAGACAUGACCUGCGACUACGACGACCUAGAAUGGCAAGGCAAGACCUGGAAAGUACACAAAGGCAUGCACGCCUCCGCCAAACGACUCCUCGAAGGCGGCGGUGCCCGAGUAAUGAUCACCCUUCGCGCAGCCCUCGAAGAGUUCUCAGACUACGGUGUCGUCCUCUGCGGCCACUCUCUCGGCGGCGGCGUCGCCGCCCUCCUAGCAACCAUGAUCUCCGAGCCAAACCCCUCCCCGGUUGGCACAUCCUUCGUAACAGCCUCGUACACACCCACCCCACGCAUCCCCCUCCUAACAGCAUCCCCAAACACUCCAUCCAACCUCCCCCCAACCUCCCCUUUACCAAUUCCAACCGGCCGCCCAAUCCACGUCUACGCCUACGGCCCACCAGCCGUAAUGUCCCCAUUCCUCCGCCUCGCCACGCGAGGCCUAAUAACAACAAUAGUCAACGGCCAAGACAUAGUCCCAAGCCUGUCCCUAGGAAUCCUACACGACAUGCACACUGCAGCAAGCAGCUUCAAGGACGAUUCGACAGGCGCGAAAUCCCAUAUCCGCCAACGUCUCCGCGAAUCCCUCCGGCAAAGCAUCAUCCACAAGUUCUACGUGAACCAGCCACCGCUCGUCGUCAAUGCGGGCGAUGGCGUCGGCGAGGAUGCUUGGGCGUGGAAGACGCUCAAGUUGUUGCGCGACGAGAUGCGCGCGCCGAAACUCAUGCCGCCGGGUGAAGUCUUUAUUGUUGAGACUAUGCGGGUCUUGCAACGGGAUGCGUUUACGGUGCCUGAUUUUGUGGGAGAUGGGUACCCGCGGCUUGGGAGGCCUGCUACGCGCGUUCAGAUUCGGUUCAUCAGGGAUGUUGAUGCUUGGUUUGGGGAGUUGAGGUUUGCUAGUGGCAUGUUGAGUGAUCAUAAUCCGGCGAGAUAUGAGACUAGUCUUGCUGCUUUGGCUAGGGGGGUUUUGGAUGAAUAG